Protopterus annectens (West African lungfish) is the source of this 921-nucleotide messenger RNA. Its product is annotated as melatonin receptor type 1A-like. The coding region runs from base 1 to 921 and encodes 306 amino acids. NCBI's taxonomy places the organism in Eukaryota, Metazoa, Chordata, Ceratodontiformes, Protopteridae. Gene Ontology annotation, biological process: G protein-coupled receptor signaling pathway. Gene Ontology annotation, cellular component: membrane. Gene Ontology annotation, molecular function: melatonin receptor activity. The record is from RefSeq and is a predicted model, not a curated record. The transcript has 3 exons.
AUGCUUUCAGAAGUGUAUUGUGGAAGAUUUAGCAGUAAAGUUAUAAAAGGAAAUUUCACUAAAAGGUUAAUUAUACCAAAUUACUACAAAUCAACUGAACCAAUAAUUGAUAAACAGAAUGCAGAAAGUAAUAUCUUUGUUAUCAGCUUGGCCACAGCAGAUAUGAUGGUUGCCCUCUACCCUUAUCCAUUAAUUACACAUGCCAUCUUACAGAAGGCAUGGACCCUGGGUUAUGCUCAGUGCAAAGUGACAGCAGUAAUAAAUGGCCUUAGCCUGAUCGGAUCUGUCUAUAACAUCUUGUCGAUAGCAGUUAACAGAUACUUCUGCAUCUGCCACAGCACUAAAUAUGAUAAAAUCUACAGCAUGAAGAACACGUACGGCUAUGUUUUCCUGACAUGGAUAGUAAUCUUUACUUUACUGUUGCCAAUAGCCACAACUGAUGCCUUGCAAUAUGACCCAAGGACAUACUCUUGUGUAUUCAAUAUCACUGCAAACCUUUCCUUAACACUUAUUAUGGCCGCCUUCCAGUUUAUAAUACCUAUAACUAUUGUGCUCUUCUGUUACCUGAGGAUCUGGAUUUUGGUCAUUCAGGUCAAGUCCCGAGUCAGACAGGACAGCAGACAAAAGUUGAAACCUAAUGAAGUGAGAAAUUUCUUGACCAUGUUUGCAGUUUUUGUUAUUUUUGCAGUCUGUUGGGGUCCAUUUGCUUCUAUAAGUUUAGUGGUUGGCUUUAGCCCCACUGGAAAGGCUCCUACUAUUCCUGACUGGCUAGUUGUACUGAGUUGCUUCAUGGCAUAUGUUAACAACUGCCUGAAUGGGAUUGUUUAUGGAGUGCUGAACCAUAAUUUUCAAAGUGAAUACAAGAAAAUUGCCUUGUCCCUAUGCACCUUUCUGUCAAAGCUGCUACAGAAAGUGUUUUAG